GGUGACAAUCGGUUCUACACUGCCUCUCUAUUUCUCUCCCAACUCACCCAUUCAACCAACUACUGCCAUGUCUAGGAACAGCGCCUUUAGCAUGUUCGGUGGGGCCGGAGGAAGAGGCUCCAGGGUUUCCGUGGCCAGUCUGGAGGGGCUGCGGAACGUGAUGCGUUACGACCCGGAGAAUUCGAAGGAGGUCUCUCCUGCCCCAGGGCCCGCCGCGGAUGAUAAGAAGACCAUGAAGGGUCUCAACGACCGUCUGUCAAGCUACCUGGGCAAGGUGAGGAACCUGGAGGAAGCAAACAAAGAUCUGGAGGAUCAGAUUCAGGACAUCUUGGACAAGAGGGGAGACCCCAACGGCCGCGACUGGGAUGUGGUUGAGAAACCGUUGAAUGACCUCAGGAAGAAGGUGAUUUUUCACACAGUUAAUUAUUUAAUAUGAUUAAUUAGACUGAUUUAUUCUGCAUUUCGCCCUUUAAACGAUCAAUGUACAGUAUGUCUAUGUCAGCUGAGCUUAUUCACCUGAUAGUCACCUGAUCUCAGUCUGUGAAUAAUUUUGUGUGUUUAGUGAAUUUUCAAUAACUGGCCCAUGUUCUCUCUGUUUCAGCUCCGUGAUAUGACCAUGGAUAAUGCGCAUUUAUUGCUGCAAAUUGACAACACCAAACUGGCCAAUGAUGACUUCAAAAACAAGUGAGACAUGACAUGCUUUCAAUUUAUUAUAGAAAAAGACCUGGAGAUUUAUUUAACACACUUAGUAGUAUCCACAAUGAAUUAUAAAAAAUAGGAAACAAAUACACAAAAUAAAAUACAUAUUAUUGGAUUGGAUUAUUAUGUUAUUAUUAUGUCAUUAUAAUAAAAAAAAUAUAUGAAAAUGGUUGUCAUUUACAUAUAGCACUCCUUGCUAAAACCCAAUGGGUCUUUUUACAUUGUAUGGGGCUAAGAGAGACUGUGACCCAAACUCCUGUCCUCUCCUCUGCAGGCUGGACAACGAGAAGCAGGCCAGGAAGAGUGUGGAGCAGGACCUGAUUGGUCUGAAGAAGAUGAUUGACGACACCAACCUGAACCGCAUGCAGCUGGAGAGCCAGGUCGACUCUGUGAAGGAAGAGCUGGCCUUCCUCAAGAAGGACCAUAAGGACGUAAGGACACACACUCAUUCACCCACUGUUCCCAGAACAGUUUUGAGAUUUACCUCAUAAUGGUUAGGGUUAUAGCUGGGAAUGGGAGAGAUCAAAUCAAAUGUUAUUUGUCACAUGCGCCGAAUACAACAGGUGUAGACCUUACCGUGAAAUGCUUACUUACAAGCCCUUAACCAUCAAUGCAGUUCAAGAAAUAGAGUUAAGAAAAUAUAUAAAAAAUGUUAAAAAAAUAACAUAAUAAAAUGACAUAACAAUAACGAGGCUAUAUACAGGGAGUACUAGUACCCAGUGAAUGUGCGGGGGUACAGGUUAUUCCAGGUAAUUUGUACAUCUAGGUAGGGGUAAAGUGUGUGUGUGUGUGUGUGGGGGGGGGGGGGGGGGGUCAAUGUAAAUAGUCCGGGUGGCCAUGUUAUUAAUUGUUCAGCAGUCUUAUAGCUUGGGGGUAGAAGCUGUUAAGGAGCCUUUUGGACCUAGACUUGGCGCUCCGGUACCUCUUGCCGUGCGGUAGCAGAGAGAACAGUCUAUGACUUGGGUGACUGGAGCCUUUGACAAUUUUUUGGGCCUUCCUCUUACACUGCCUAGUAUAUAGGUCCUGGAUGGCAGGAAGCUUGGCCCCAGUGAUGUAUUGGGCCGUACGCAUUGUAGCGCCUUACGGUCGGAUGCCGACCAGUUGCCAUACCAGGCGGUGAUGCAACUGGUCAGGAUGCUCUCGAUGGUGCAGCUGUAUAAUAUAUAUAUAUUUUUGAUCCUAGAUCAGCUUUUACUUGAAAUAGCCCAUAAUAACUACUGUAUUCUCCCCUGCUGCAUGCAGGAGGUUGAUGAGCUGCGUAAGAAGAUCAAGGACUCCAACGUCCUCGUGGAGUUUGACUCCCAGGACAAUAACCUGAGUGAUACCAUCAACAAGAUCCGCUCCCAGUACGAGAAACUGGCCAAGAAGAACCUCAAGGAUACCGACGACUGGUACCAGAGCAAGGUAUGGAGCUUUACUUCACUAUCAAUGAUUAUCUAAUUCCUUCACUUGAUUGUUCAUUAAUUAUCUCAUUCCUUCACUUGUUUGUUCAUUCCUUAAUUAAUCUCUCUCUCUCUCUCUCUCUCUCUCCCUCUCUCUCUCUCUCUCUCUCUCUCUCUCUCUCUCUCUCUCUCUCUCUCUCUCUCUCUCUCUCUCUCUCUCUGACAGUUUGACAGCAUCAAGGUAGAAGUGGUUCAGAACACUGAGGCUCUGCAUUCAGGCAAGAAUGAGCUCAAAGACCUGCGCAGACAGAGACAGCUCCUGGAGAUAGACAUACAGGCAACACUAAGCAUGGUAAAACAUACCUACCUGCACCGUAGCGCGCACACACACACACACACACACACACACACACACACACACACACACACACACACACACACACACACACACACACACACACACACACACACACACACACAUCACAGUGUAGAAAACAAACACUGCACAGAGCCUCAUGGUAAAUACCUUUCAGCAUUCCGCAGUAAAACCCUUUCCCCGGGGCCGGACUAUAGAACUACAUAGAGGAUAUGAUAUAAUAGAAACUAUUGUCAACGCUUUGGCUGGAAGCCCUUUUCCAAGACUACAAGCCUUUUCUUGACAGGAAUUUCUGGCUAAAAAGACUCCAUUCUGUCCCCCUGUGUUGGUUUUGGUAUGUCAUCACAUUGUAGCCCAUGUAAAUGAUGGUAAAGUAAAACACUCACCUGACCAGUGACAUCACACACGCCAGACAAUGCACAACAUAGGUAACCCCAUACACCGCCUGUACUGUACUACACGCUUAGAAAAAAGGGUUCCAAAAGGGUUCGGCUAUCCCCAUAGGAGAACCAUUUUUGGUUCCAGGUAGAACCAUUUUGGGUUCCAUGUAGAACCCUCUAUAGAAAGGAUCCUACAUGGAACCAAAAUUGUUCUACAUGGAACCAAAAGGGUUCUACCUCCAACCGAAAAGGGUUCUUCAAAGGGUUCUCCUAUGGGGACAGCCGAAUAACCCUAAAUAGCACCUUUUUAUCUAAGAAUGUAGGUCAACGUAAACUGGGUCAAGGUAAAGCUGACCAUGCUAAACAGGGGUCUACUACACCCACACACUUCCCCUAACCUACAGAGCAUGCAUCACCUCUAUAUGGGGAUGUAACGUAGCUGUGUUGUCUACACACAUUCCAGCCAACCUGGUUAUUACAUUGAACUCUGUCAUUAUGAACCAGACAGAACUUCAUUACCUAUCACCAACACGGUCAUCACCUGGAACUGAUGGGAGCUUGAUCUAUCAACAACAACUAAUACAAAACAGUCCAACAUCCGAUAGCAUUUCACAAUGCCUUGCUGGGUGUCUUUCAAUUCAGGAAAUACAAAAAAAAAUAGUGAGUUCAAAUGGAUGUGAUUGGUCCCUGUGCCUGUCCAUCAGAUCUGCUCACUAAUUGAUUGGUCUCUUUCCUUGUCCGUCACAGGUCCGCUCCCUGGAGGAAUCUCUGAAUGACACGGCUGGGCGGUACAACCGUGAGAUGACCCGUCUCAAUAAGAUCCUGCUGCAGUUGGAGGGAGAGCUGGGCCAGGUGAGGACGCAGGUGGAGAGGCAUGUGGAUGACUACCAGGAGCUACUCCACGUCAAGAUGAAGCUGGAGGCUGAGAUCGAGAACUACCGCCGCCUAAUGCAAGGCAUCGCCCCUACCCCCGACGACAGGUGAGCUAACGACGCACAAACCCAGAAGGAAUGGGGGCUCAGUACUCAUGACUUGAUGUGGUUUGUCAUAGCUAGUAUUCCCAGUUAGCCCAUGGCUUAUAAUGAGGUACCUAUACAUAGGAUCAUACAAUAUUUAGAUUAUAUAGGGUCUGUAGCGGCAACACAUUUGCAGUAAACCUGGUAUUACAUUUCAAGUUGCCAGUUAAGUGGUGUACCUGAUCCUCUUCCCCAACAGCGUGGAGUUUUCUUUAGAGCAGGCACUGAAUUGUGGUAAGUACUGGAUACCAGCCUUACUAAACCAUUUGAUCUGAUGUAUGGGGAGAAAACACCAGGGAAUCCAACAUACCGUUGUAUCACUGUCAAUCUAACAUGUCUCUGUCACAUACCAAUCAAUCACAGUGCACUCUAACACUCACACCACUCCAGAUUGCUGUUCAUUCUCAGUUAUGGCUAAUAUCACUCUGUCUGUGCUACCUACCUAUGUCACUGUAUAACUGCAUGGAGUCAAAGACAAUGUUAUUAACAUGUUGUAGAUGGAUCCGAUGGUAUUGUGAUUGUGAGUGGUUCCUUGUACGAUUGUAAGACAUUGAUUCAUUUGAUCCCAAUGUUAUGUUGAUGUGUUGCAGAGGUGGUGUCUAUUCCCAUUCAAUUCAUGCAAACAUAUGAAUCAAGUAGGAUGUGCAAUUUGAUUUGAACAUGGCCAAUAUACUAUACAUUUCCAAUUCAAAUUAUAUGUCUUCUUCAAUUAUAGUCUGGUGGAACCGUCCUGAUCGCGCAAUAGCUCACAUUCUGUUUUAAACAGAAACAGAGUGGUGAGCGUAGCAAUCAGGACGGUUCCACAAGGCUACUUCAAUUCCUCAACUGAAAAAUAUCCUACAGAACCUUUAGACUGAGAUCUUCUUCCUCUUUCCUGACUCCACAUCAGUCGCCCCAGCCAACUAAGAAGGCCUUGAAGAAGGAUGAGGUUGAUGGAAAGGAGGUCCCCAAAAAGACAGAAGCCCCUGGCGACUCAGAAAGGUCUCCCUCCAACCCAAGAGGCCCCCACAAAGAAGGAAGACCCUGCAACUCAAUAGAGCCUCCCUACGAAGACAGAGGAGGCCUCUACAAAUGCAGCUAAGGCUGUGACACCAACACCUGAAGCAGGCACCAACUGAGGAGGAUAAACCAAAGAAAGAUUCCUCCUCUUCUUCUUCCUCCUCCUCCGAUUCAGACGACAAUGACCAUAAAGAGAAACCCAUAAAGAAGUCUGCCCCCCGAAACCCCUCCUCCUCACCUCAACCUCCAUCUCUUGUCUUUUCUAUUCAUGUUUUGAAGCCCAGCAUCGUAACUAAUGGUGUUGUGUACGGUGUUAAGUAGCCUUGGUGUUAUUAUUCCAAUGCAUUCUUUCUUAGAGAUGUUUAUCUACUAAAUAAAUAUGUUCGAC
Molecule: messenger RNA, 5240 nt
Organism: Coregonus sp. 'balchen'
Lineage: Eukaryota; Metazoa; Chordata; Actinopteri; Salmoniformes; Salmonidae
Source: the annotation of a GenBank genome assembly